Alternaria burnsii is the source of this 1734-nucleotide messenger RNA. Its product is annotated as histidine permease. Lineage: Eukaryota; Fungi; Ascomycota; Dothideomycetes; Pleosporales; Pleosporaceae. The record is from RefSeq and is a predicted model, not a curated record. Gene Ontology annotation, molecular function: amino acid transmembrane transporter activity. Gene Ontology annotation, cellular component: membrane. The transcript is spliced from 4 exons. Bases 1 to 1734 code for a protein of 577 amino acids. Gene Ontology annotation, biological process: amino acid transmembrane transport.
AUGGCCAUCUGGAACCGCAAGUCGAGUUCCUCUGACGGCGCAAGCCCUCACAACUCCGAUCCUGAGUACGGUGUCAAAUCCGAGUACCAGGCAGCGACCGGAGAGGUCCCUGCCGUUGACAGUAAUGGCGUUACUGUCCACGCCGACCACUCGCAUCUGCACCGUGGUCUCAAGUCGCGUCAUAUUACUAUGAUUGCCAUCGGAGGAGCCAUUGGAACUGGUCUCAUCAUUGGUACUGGCAAGGCUUUGGCACAAUCUGGUCCUGGUUCAAUUCUCAUCGCCUACACUUCGGUCGGUCUCAUCGUCUAUGUCGUCAUGACUGCUCUUGGCGAAAUGGCUGCUUGGAUCCCUCACUCUUCUGGUUUCGCUGGCUAUGCUACUCGUUUCUGCGACCCUGCUCUCGGUUUUGCUCUUGGAUGGACUUAUUGGUGCAAAUAUGUCAUCACAACGCCGAAUCAGCUUACCGCUACCGCUUUGAUUCUCCAGGAAUGGAAAUCCAGAGAUGAAGUCAAUCCGGGUGUCUGGAUCGCAGUUUUCUUAGUCGCCAUCAUUGCCAUCAAUUACUUCGGUAUCAAGUUCUUUGGUGAACUCGAAUUCUGGCUCAGUUCAAUCAAGGUCGUUACGAUUGUCGGUGUCAUCCUGCUCUCAUUUCUCCUCGCGGUCGGUGCUGGACCUGGUGGAGCGACUGGUUUCAAGUACUACGACGACCCCGGUGCUUUCAAGCCGUACAUCACCACCGGAUCUGCCGGCAAGUUCUACGGUUUCUGGAGCUCUUUGGUCAAUGCCGUCUUUGCCUACCUUGGUACUGAACUCAUCGGUGUCACUGUUGGUGAGGCCCAGAACCCACGCAAGACUAUCCCUCGCGCGAUCAAGCUUACCUUCUACCGGAUCUUGUUCUUCUACUGUCUGUCGGUCUUCUUCCUAGGAAUGAUCGUACCUUACAACUCUGAUGAGCUAGCCUUCGCAAACAAGGCUACUACUGGUGCCUCCGCUUCGCCCUUCGUUGUUGCCAUCAGGAUUGCGAAAAUCCCACAUCUUCCCGGCAUUGUCAAUGCUUGCAUCUUGCUCUUCACUUUUAGCGCCUCGAACUCAGAUCUCUACAUCGCCUCCCGCACAAUCUACGGUCUCGCUGUCGAAGGCCAUGCCCCCAAGAUCUUCCUCUGGACCGACAAGCGUGGUGUACCCGUACCUGCUUUGCUCGUCUCUGCGCUGUUCUGCUGCACUGCCUUUAUGAAUGCCGCAGACGAUGCUAAGGUUGUUUUCGGCUACUUCGUCAAUCUCACGACCAUUUUCGGACUUAUGUCCUGGAUUUCGCUUCUGGUGUCACACAUUUGGUUUGUUCGUGCGCGCCGCGCUCAGGGCAUUACCAACGACCAGAUGGCCUACCAUGCUCCAUUCGGUCUUACUGGCUCCUACAUUGCGUUGUUCUUCUGCAUUCUCAUUGCUUUGACAAAGAACUUCAGCGUCUUCACCAAGGGCAGCUAUGGCAGUUUCGAUUAUAAGAACUUCAUUACUGGAUACCUUGGCAUUCCGGUCUAUUUGAUUUGCAUUUUCGGUUACAAAUUCAUCAUGAAAUCCAAGAUGGUCAAGCCUCACGAAGCCGACUUUUACACUGGCAAGGCCGAAAUCGAUCGUGAAGAGGAGGCUUUCCUUGCUCAUGCCGCGGAGAAGAAGGCUACCGAGGGCAAGGGCGGCAGUUGGUUCUACCGAACCUUCGUCGCAUGGUUGAUUUAG